Messenger RNA from Punica granatum (pomegranate), 778 nucleotides. The record is from RefSeq and is a predicted model, not a curated record. NCBI's taxonomy places the organism in Eukaryota, Viridiplantae, Streptophyta, Magnoliopsida, Myrtales, Lythraceae.
CCGAAGGAAGAUCAAGUCUACUCCCGAUUCUCUGCCGCUAACUGCUUGGUGAAGUUCGCUGCUCUAUAAAGAUUCAACCUUUGCUCGUGCAAAGCUUCAAUCGAGCUCGGAGCUUCGGGUAUCAAUGGCCGGUAGAGGAAAGACCCUGGGUUCCGGUGCGUCGAAGAAGGCGACGUCUCGUAGCAGCAAGGCCGGCCUCCAGUUCCCGGUCGGUCGUAUUGCUCGGUUCCUCAAGGCCGGCAAGUACGCCGAGCGUGUCGGCGCCGGAGCUCCUGUCUACCUCGCUGCCGUCCUCGAGUACCUUGCUGCUGAGGUGCUUGAAUUGGCUGGGAAUGCAGCGAGAGACAACAAGAAGACGAGGAUCGUGCCUCGCCACAUCCAGCUUGCAGUGAGGAAUGAUGAGGAGCUAAGCAAGCUCCUUGGAGAUGUCACGAUCGCGAAUGGAGGGGUGAUGCCUAACAUCCACAAUCUCCUCUUGCCCAAGAAGACUGGCCCCUCCAAGUCCUCUGCUGGAGAUGAAGACUAAAUAGAAUUUUGGGUUCCUAAUUGUUAUCUUAUUGAAAUCGGAAUGACUUCCCGGGUUUCUGGGUUUAGCUUUCGAGUUGAGGAUGGAAUGGUAGUUUGGUGGUUCUUCUGGUCUGUACUUUGGGAUGGUGUGAGGUUUAUAGCUUAAUUAGGGAACUGGACACUGUUAGUGAUUGAUGUGAAUAUCGGGUAUCUUCAAAUUUCCUAAUACGAAGUUGUUCAUUCUAAUGCGAUUUUGCAAAUGAUUCCAUCC